This is a messenger RNA of Eutrema salsugineum, 1220 nucleotides long. Its product is annotated as ribosome biogenesis protein BRX1 homolog 1. The transcript has 7 exons. Gene Ontology annotation, biological process: rRNA processing; ribosomal large subunit assembly. Gene Ontology annotation, cellular component: nucleolus. The coding region runs from base 89 to 1045 and encodes 318 amino acids. Gene Ontology annotation, molecular function: rRNA binding. The record is from RefSeq and is a predicted model, not a curated record. NCBI's taxonomy places the organism in Eukaryota, Viridiplantae, Streptophyta, Magnoliopsida, Brassicales, Brassicaceae.
AUUUGUCUCUUACCUUAGAAUUCUCUGCUAAAACCCUAGAGAGAAAGCUUGCGUUUGUUUUCAACGUUUUCUGCGCAGAGAAAGAGAAAUGGGGAAGAAGCGAAAGCACAGCGAGACUGAAGCUACGGCACCGGUGAAGAAGAACGAUGAGCCUGCUCCGGAGAGACCCAAAAGAACUUUAUUGGGAUGGAAAGACAAGAGCGAAGAUGCAGAGAAAUCUGAACCUUCUUCAUCAUCUAGAUUCAGGAAUAAAGAGAAAGUUCUCGUCACUUGUUCCCGUCGAAUCAAUUUCAGGUAUCGGCAUUUGAUGUUGAAUAUGGUGUCACUUCUUCCACAUUGUAAGAAGGACAGUAAAGUGGAAGCUAAGAGUAGUAAAGGCGCGACUUUGAAUGAGCUCGUUGAGCUCAAAGGAUCUUCUUCCUGUUUGUUUUUCGAGUGUAGGAAACAUAAAGAUCUUUACCUAUGGAUGGUCAAAUCUCCAGGUGGACCGUCUGUGAAGUUCUUGGUUAAUGCCGUGCACACGAUGGAAGAACUGAAACUCACUGGAAAUCAUCUAAAAGGGUCACGCCCGCUUUUGACAUUCUCGUCCAAUUUUGACAAAGAUGUGCACUGGAAACUCUUGAAGGAGAUGCUUACUCAGAUAUUUGGAAUUCCUAAGGAACACAGGAAAUCUAAGCCUUACCAUGAUCAUGUAUUCGUUUUCUCCAUCGUCGAUGACCAUAUAUGGUUCCGAAAUUACCAGAUUUCGGUUCCUCACAAUGAAUCAGAUAAAAUUGCAAGAGGUGGCCUGGACAAAAUGACCCUUAUCGAGGUUGGUCCACGGUUCUGUCUGAAUCCAAUCAAGAUAUUCGGAGGCAGCUUUGGAGGACCAACACUAUAUGAGAACCCGUUCUACGUAUCUCCAAACCAGAUUCGAGCGCUGGAGAAAAGAAAUAAAGCCGGGAAAUUUGCAAAGAAGAUCAAAGCAAAGACAAGGAGAAAGAUGCAUGAGCUCUCAAACCCAUUGGAGCCUGAUGAGUUUGCAGAUAUGUGGAAAGAUGAAUGAUCAGAUUCUGUCUUGUCUUACUGUUAUUUCAGCUUUCCGAUUCUGUUUGCGCACGAUCAAACAUAAUCAAGUUUUGUCUUACAAUGAUAUGUUUCCUUGAAUUGAAACUUGAUUCUGCUAAGUAAAAUAGGAGAGAAAAUGAAGAGCGUUUAUUAUUAUUGUUGGCAUCGUUGAG